Molecule: messenger RNA, 1182 nt
Organism: Trichophyton verrucosum HKI 0517
Lineage: Eukaryota; Fungi; Ascomycota; Eurotiomycetes; Onygenales; Arthrodermataceae
Exons: 6
Coding region: 1-1182 (393 amino acids)
Biological process (GO): proteolysis
Molecular function (GO): peptidase activity
Source: RefSeq, a predicted model, not a curated record
AUGCCAGGGUCCACUAUCGAGGAUAAAGACAGACAGCUGCCCUGGAUUGUCUUCCUGCAGGGUGGACCAGGAGGAGCUUGCCCACAGCCCCAGGAGGUAGGCUGGGUUGGCCCAUUGCUGGAUCGAGGGUACCAGAUCCUUCUCCUUGACCAGCGAGGAACAGGGCUUUCAACCCCUAUCACUGCUGCGACGCUUGCUCUUCAGGGAAACGCAGUAAAGCAGGCCGAAUAUCUUAGGCUAUUCCGUGCCGAUAAUAUUGUGCGAGACUGUGAGGCAGUGCGUAAACUAUUGACUGCUUAUCACCCCCCAGAUAGGCAGAAAUGGAGCGUUCUUGGCCAGAGUUUUGGAGGAUUCUGUGCCAUUACGUAUCUUUCUAAGUACCCUGAGGGACUUAAAGAGGUCUUCACAACUGGUGGAUUACCGCCUCUUGUGUCAAAGCCUGAUCCUGUGUACGAGAGGACUUACGACAAGGUCCAGUCCCGGAAUAAAGUGUACUAUUCUACUUUCCCCGAAGACGAAGAUCGAGUGCGGAUUAUACUCAAGCAUCUCCAAACCCACAAUGUUAAGCUCCCUGAUGGCUCAUCGUUAACUCCAGAACGCUUCCUCCAGCUAGGAAUUCAUUUUGGAAUGAAAGGCAUUAUUUUGAAAUGCAUUAAUGAACUGGAUACUUUUGGCUUCCUUACACGUCCUACUCUAUCACUCAUCGAGAACGACACGAGUGCAGAUAACGGCAUUCUAUAUGCCAUAAUGCAUGAAUCUAUCUACUGCCAAGGGGAGGCAUCAAACUGGGCGGCCGAAAGAUUAUUACCCAAGUUCGCUGGGUUCCGAGGCGCUCACAACCCUGAUGGCAUCUACUUCACUGGGGAGAUGGUAUACAAACACUGGUUUGAGUCGUCCACUGAGCUUGGCCAGCUCAAAGAGGUAGCCGAUAUUCUUGCUUCCUACAAUGACUGGCCUCAGUUGUAUGAUAAGGAAAAGCUCGCGCGCAACGAGGUGCCAGUAUACUCCGCCACAUAUGUCGAGGAUAUGUACGUGCACUUCAGCUAUGCCAACGAAACAGCUGCCACUAUUGGCAAUUGCAAACAGUUCAUCACCAACACAAUGUACCACAACGGACUGCGUUCGAAUUCCGCUGAACUUAUUGCGCAGCUGUUUGCUCUUCGUGAUGAUACGAUUGACUAG